AUGCUCGUCUUAAAGAAGAACACCGAGACAAACGCGCGCGGCAUUCCGCACCAAAUACUCCUCGACAAGCCGACAACAAGUCUCGGACGCAACUCGGCCGUUGCCGACGUCUACAUCGACAGUCGACGUCGUCCCUACAUGAUAAGUCGCGUACACGCACAACUAAAGCGAAACGAUGAGAGCGGAGUGUACACACUGAUUAGUCUCGGCAUGAACGGCGUGCUGGUGAACGGCAUUAAGACGGAGAGAGUCGCGUUGAAGGAAGGCGACGAGGUGGUUUUUGGCGGGAGCGGCGUUGAGACACGGAUUGGCGAGAGAGUGCAGUACCCGGAUUCUGAUCUUGUGUUUACCUUCAUGGCAACGCCAGUGGCUGAUAAUGAUGAGACAAGAGGUUUAGAUACGUUGUUGGAUCAGUCCACUAACUCCGGCAUAUUAACAAUGACUGGCGUGUCAUCUCAAGGUGAUAAUGAGUUACUGGACUUGUCACAAGUGUCACAGUCUGUGAUAGCAACAAAGGAGGACGAUCGAUCGUCUGUGGCUUGUGAUGCCAAAACCGUCGAGUCAACAGCAUCAAAGCAGCCGGAAGAAGCUUGUAGCUCAAAGUCCAAGCUCCUAGACGGUUUGAAUGAGGAGUUUGUGUGCUGUAUAUGUCGAGAACUUAUCUGCGUGGCCCACAGUCUGCCAUGUUCGCAUGCCUUUUGCAAAGACUGCAUAAAACAAUGGCUCAAGAAGUCUAAAGAGUGUCCAAAUUGCCGAUGUAAAGCGUCGUUUGAGAAAGCUAUACCCGUCAAGAUGAUAGACAAUGCUGUUGACCACGUGGCCGCCAACACUUUAUCAGAAGACGAGCUUAAAGAAAGAAAUGCGAGAAUCGAGCGUUUGUUACACGAAGACGGUCCAAAGCCAAAGAAGCAGAAAGUUGUUGUAAUACCGACACCAACACGAAUGACUACUCGACGAACACGGACAAGUGGUGACAUCAUCGUGAUAAGUUCGGACUCGGAGAGCAAUCAGGAAGAACGAGACGUCGACGAGAGUUUUGAGCAGCCAGACAGGGAUGAUGAGGAUUACUCAGCUCAUUACGGUGUGGAACAUUCUCGGAGUAACAGAGCACGAUGCAGAGUUUGUUGGCUACCGAUCCCACUGAAUGACCUUCGAUGGUUUCGUUCUGGUCGCAUAGCCGGGACACUCUAUGACUACACUCACUACUAUCACUUUGGCUGCUACCAUCCUCCUUCACACAUAACAUUUGAUCAGGUGAGUGUGUUUGGUUUGAGUCGUGAUGAAAAGAAUUAUGUGAGAGAGAAGUUUUAUUGACUACUAAAUUGUUAGUGAAGAUAGUUAUAAGGUAAAGAGCAACACUAAGGUUAAUGUAUUGAGGAUGGAAUGAUGUUUGUGUUUGUGUGCGGCAUCUUGAACGGCUGUGUUGGAUUUUGUUUAUGUGA
Molecule: messenger RNA, 1442 nt
Organism: Corticium candelabrum
Lineage: Eukaryota; Metazoa; Porifera; Homoscleromorpha; Homosclerophorida; Plakinidae
Product: E3 ubiquitin-protein ligase CHFR-like
Exons: 10
Coding region: 1-1314 (437 amino acids)
Biological process (GO): mitotic cell cycle checkpoint signaling; ubiquitin-dependent protein catabolic process; protein ubiquitination
Cellular component (GO): nucleus
Molecular function (GO): zinc ion binding; ubiquitin-protein transferase activity; DNA binding
Source: RefSeq, a predicted model, not a curated record